AUGAAUGCUGUUGCUCCCUGUUUUUGUUUUCGUUGUCUGGAGUGCAAUUAUAUACCACUACAGGGGACAUAAUUUAUUUUCUUUCCUGCAACACGGCAGUGAAUUGAACUCAAACUGCAAGCUAAGCUCACCGAAAUCUGCGCCCUUUGCUAAGUUGGGAUGUCAUAGUCCAAGGGUUAUUGAUAAAAUAAUUGUGUUGGGGUGAAGUUAGAGAGAAAGGGAGAGGUUGGGGCAGCAAUUGUGUGUUUCAGGGGAAAAGAAAGCGCGAGAUGGAAAUGGAGAUAGAGCCAGUGUUCGAGGUGAGGGAGAUUGAUCUAGAUUACGAGUUUGAUGCAGCUCGGUUUUUCGAUUUCACGAGAGAGGAGUCGUUCGCCGAGGCUCAGGCGGCGGAGCUCUGGUUCCACUCGGCGCCCAGUUAUCCUCCUUCCCCCUUUGUUACAACGUUAGUUUUAGGGGAGGACACUCUCCUGGAAAAUGUCAGUAUCUCUCCCAAGUGUAAACCUGUAGAAGAUGAUUAUACAAUUACCAACUAUGAAUCUGAUGAUGCCUUGCACCCUGAAAUUUCUGCUAUGGAUGUCGCUGGAGACCAUGAAGCGAGUUAUAGAAGGAUCUUCACGGAUAUACAAGAGGUUCUAAAGAAAGCUCUGAAUCAACCAUUAAAAUUUACUGCAGCUAAAUCUGAGACCAGAAAACCAUUUUUGCAAAGAAGCUCAUCUCUGAUGAAACCUACAGCGAGUCAGUUGGCAAAACAAAAUCAGCCCUGUUGCACAGCUGGUUCUAGAUUUCAGAAGCUACUUGCUCAAAGCAACGAUAGUAACAUGUGCAAUUCCUCCACUGUUGAGAAUCAAGCUGCCAAGAGGCAGAAGCUAGAGGGAGGCCUCUUGCGUAAGGUUGGUGAUGUAAAUCAGCAAACUAGUUGGGUUCACAAGGUACCUAAAAAGGAUGGAACUACUGAUAAAAUCUCAAUGCAUACCAAGCUGAAACUUACAAUUCCAAGAGAGCCUGAACUAGAAACAGCACAUCGAGCACAAAGGAUACGGCCCAGGACUGGUACAGAACAAGAACAUGUUAAGUCCGCAGCAAAGAGAUUCAAAGCACGCAGAUUGAACCGAAAAAUUCUCGAGGCUCCAUCACUUCCACUUCCAAAAAAGAGCACACCAAAGUUGCCAGAAUUUCGGGAAUUUCACCUGAGGACAUCAGAAAGGGCAGUACAACACUCAUUUGCCUCAUCAUCAUCAUCACUCCAAAGCAGUCAUACUGUUAAGGGGCCGGAUAAACCUAGAACAACUUUUGUUGCAGACAGUGGAACUCAAGAACCCAGAAGACCAACUUCUAUGGAUACCACAAAGCAAGAAGGGGGUGACACAAAGUAUACAUUCAGAGCUCGUCCUCUUAAUAAGAAGAUAUUUUCUAGUAAAGGUGAUAUGGGUAUUUUCAGAAAUAGAAAGCUGGAAACCACAGUGCCAAUGGAAUUUAGUUUCCAUACAGAUAAGAGAGUUCAGCAAAACCCACCCACAGAGCUUUUCAGUAAGCUGUCAUUAACGUCUGAACUACAGCAAAAUAAUGUACCUCAGUGGAGGAUGCCUGGACCCACCUAUAUAACUACAAAGGGCUCAAAAGAAAACAGAUUGACUUCUUUUCAACCAGAACUUGAGAAAAGACAUUUGGGAAAGGAACAGCCACCUUUGUUUGAAGGAAGGAAGAUUCAAUGUGGUGAUGGAGACUUUGAAGUGGAUAACCAAGUGAACAUGAGAAGCCUGGGCAUUCGAUGAAAGCAAAGCAUUUGUAUAUUGAUCUCUGAUACCGGCAUCAACUAAGUCGCUGCCAUUAGUUGCAAGUCUGAAGGAUAAUCACACAAAUGCCAUCAAAUGAUAUAAGAGUUUUGCUGUAUAUGGAACCUGUGGACAACCACAUCACUGGAAAGUGGAAAACAAUCUUCAACCUCCAAAAUACUGUAUCUCAGUCAGAGGUUUAUAUAAUGUAUGCAGUACCCAUAUGGUCUACAGCUUACACUCCAUAGUCAAAUGACUCAAAUAAAUACAUCCUUCUGCUGUACCGCAAAAAGGAAAAAAAAAAGAAAAGGUCUAAUGAAUUCAUUAACAAUCU
This is a messenger RNA of Rubroshorea leprosula, 2106 nucleotides long. The record is from the annotation of a GenBank genome assembly. NCBI's taxonomy places the organism in Eukaryota, Viridiplantae, Streptophyta, Magnoliopsida, Malvales, Dipterocarpaceae.